AUGAGUUAGAGGAAAUUGUUCAGAUACUACAUCGAUCAAAGCAUUCAAUAGUAAAAUGAAUAGAAAUUGUUUCUGACAAGAGUCAAUAGGUGGAGAUUCAACACUUUGGACAAAUCAAAUUUCUUGAAAUCCACUAGGCCCAUCAAACCCAUACUAUUUGGUUUAGCUUGUUUGGCAGUUUAUGAUUGGACAUACGGCUUUUAUCGUAUUGAUGAACAUCAUUGAUUUAUUAUUAACAAUAAAUAUAUAAUUAU
Molecule: messenger RNA, 254 nt
Organism: Paramecium tetraurelia
Lineage: Eukaryota; Ciliophora; Oligohymenophorea; Peniculida; Parameciidae
Exons: 3
Source: RefSeq, a predicted model, not a curated record